CUUUCUCUAUUUCCGUUCUUAAUUUGGUCAAGAUGAUUAUGUAUAAAGACCAAAAGAUAGAACCAUCAAAAUACGCCAUUAUAAACUGGAUAGGAUUUACUGAUUUCGUGCCUGAAAGAGCAGUGACUUCGAAUUGGUUCUCAACAAAGGUUUUUUUCUGUAUUCGUCUUAUUUUAGCCUUAUAUUCAACCAUUGUUCUCUGGACAGACAUUGGAGUUACAGACAAUGGCAAAUUCUUUCAGUUCUUUACUUCCUUGACCUAUAUCGGUCUUCAUUCAUAUCUUAUUACAUCAUGUGUAAAUCAUUUUCGAUACAUUAGAAACAAAAACAUGGAUUUCAUGUUAAACCAACCUGCUGUUCUGAACUACAUGUAUAUGUACCUUUAUUCAACUGUCAUUACAUUCAAUAUUGUCACACCUGUUGUUUAUUGGUCUUUGCUGUAUGGAAGCAGUACUGCGAAUACCACCGUUACUGUUUGGCUUAAUGUGUCUGUCCAUGCUGUUUCUUUCUUCUUGAUGAUUUUCGAUGUGAUCAUGAACCGCAUGAAGACACCUAUUCGCAUGGUCGUUUUCCCUUUGAUCACUAUCAUUUUAUUUAUGUUCUUGGCAUUCAUUGUUUAUGCUUGUAAUGGCUAUUGGAUCUAUGGCUUUUUAGACUGGAGUCAAGGCGGAAAGGCAGCAUUGUGGUACAUUUUAGUCGGUAUUAUCUGUGUUGUUGGCUAUUUCUUCCAAUGCCUCAUUCAUUGGUUCCGUGACUUUAUUGCUCGUAAAUCAGGCAGAGCAGUAAGCCAAGAAGAAUUGAACGAUACCAGUGAAGUGGAUCAUGCUAAAUUAGAAGCAAGUGAAAUUGCGUAAACUUAUGUAAUUCCCUUACACAAUGCAUCUAUAAUACACUUGCAUUUGUACAACUCCAAAUGCAGCACCUGAAUACACGUAAUUUUCUUUUACAUACAUCUUUUUUCUACUUUUGUCCAUAAAGUAUUUGUCAUCAAAUACACCAAUUUAUUAUUAUUAAUAAUGAAGAUUAUUAUGCCAUG
This is a messenger RNA of Gilbertella persicaria, 1036 nucleotides long. RefSeq lists its product as uncharacterized. The coding region runs from base 33 to 854 and encodes 273 amino acids. Gene Ontology annotation, cellular component: membrane. The record is from RefSeq and is a predicted model, not a curated record. Lineage: Eukaryota; Fungi; Mucoromycota; Mucoromycetes; Mucorales; Choanephoraceae. The transcript is spliced from 5 exons.